GGCUGCCUGCCGAAAGUGUAUGUAUGUAUGUGUGUGUAUGUGUGAGGGAGCCGGCAGACUGAAGCAAGCCACAGAGGCAGGCUCUAACUCCAACCCAAUGAGCUCACAGCCCUCACACUCACACACACACACACACACACACACACACACACACUCCUCAACGCCGGCUCUUGCUCUUGCUUCAACCCUGGGACACAGAAGAGGAAGAAGGAGAGGAGAGAGAGGCAGCGAGUGGCAGAGAGGGAGUGUGAGGGCGAGGGCGUAAGAGAGGGAGAGAGAGGCAGAGGGAGACUGGUGGGGUGUAAGGGAGAACACCAUGGCUUCAGAUCCGGGGCUGGCUGCGAUGCUGCUAUGGACUAUAUCACUACAGGCUCUGAGCACCGCAGGAACUAACAGCAACGAAGUGAACCUAUUGGACACGACGACGAUCACAGGAGACUGGGGAUGGCUAACGUAUCCGUCACAUGGGUGGGAUGCCAUUAAUGAGAUGGACGAGUACUUCAGCCCUAUCCACACGUACCAGGUCUGUAACGUGAUGAGCCCCAGCCAGAACAACUGGCUGAGGACAGGCUGGCUCCCUCGAGAUGGCGCGAGGAGGAUCUACAUUGAGGUCAAGUUCACCCUGAGAGACUGCAACAGCAUGCCUGGUGUACUGGGCACCUGCAAGGAAACCUUCAACCUGUACUACUAUGAGUCUGACAGAGCAGUAGGCUCGGCCGUACGGGAGAACCAGUUCAUUAAGAUUGACACCAUCGCCGCUGAUGAGAGCUUCACAGGGGUGGACCUGGGAGUCCGCAGACUUAAACUCAACACUGAGGUGCGAGGCGUGGGCCCUCUGAGCAAACGAGGCUUCUACCUGGCCUUCCAGGACAUCGGCGCCUGCAUUGCCCUCACCUCUGUGCGGGUGUACUACAAACGCUGCGUGGGCGUGAGCCGUAACCUGGCCGUGUUCACUGAUGUGGUGACGGGCGCCGACUCAUCCUCUCUGGUGGAGGUCCGGGGUCAGUGUGUGGAUCACGCAGAGGAGAGGGACACGCCCAAGAUGUACUGCAGCGCCGAGGGCGAGUGGCUGGUGCCCAUCGGAAGAUGUGUGUGCUCCGCCGGAUUCGAAGAACACAGGGAUUCCUGCGUGGCCUGUGAGGUGGGUUUCUACAAGCCGGUGGCAGGCGAUGGCUUGUGCGGUAAAUGUCCCCAACACAGCCACUCAGAGACCCGAGCCGCCCUCGCCUGCCCCUGUGACUCCAACUACUAUCGAGCGGCAGAUGACACACCGGCAGCUCCAUGCUCCCGCCCUCCAUCUGCUCCAGUAAACGUCAUCUCCUCGGUCAAUGGGACGUCUGUGAAUUUAGAGUGGGAUCGCCCUCUGGAUACUGGCGGUCGCAGCGACCUGAAGUACAGCGUGCUGUGUCAGAAAUGCUCAGGGGAAGGAGGGCCCUGUGAGGACUGCUCAUCCUCCCCGGGAGGCCCUGGUGGAGGGAAGGCAGGCGGAGGAGGGGCGAGUCUCGGGGUCGGAGGGAUGGUGGAGCGUCUGGGCAAUGCGGCAGUUCGAUUCGUUCCACGCCAGACUGGGUUGACGGAGCCGUGGGUGACUGUGCUCAACCUGGUGGCUCACACCAACUACUCCUUCCGUCUCCUGGCCAUGAACGCAGUGACACACCUGAGCAACGAGCCGUCACCGUAUGCCUUGGUCAACAUCACAACGAACCAGGCAGCCCCCUCUGAAGUGUUAGCGAUCCGCCAGGAGAACACCAGUCAGAACAGCGUGACUCUGCUGUGGCAUGAACCCGGCCAGCCCAACGGAGUAAUCCUGGAGUACGACAUCAAAUACUACGAGAAGGAUAAUGAAGCGCAGAGUUACUCCACUCUGAAGUCUAGAAACACCAGCGCCCGAGUGUCAGGGCUGAAGCCAGGCACCAAGUACAUCUUCCAGGUCCGAGCCAGAACGUCAGCAGGCUGUGGACGCUUCAGCCAGAAUGUGGAGAUCCAGACUGGGAAAGCAGCUCCUCUGCGCUACAACACCAUGACCAUCAUCUGGAUCUGCAUGGCCAUGGUGUCCGGCCUGGUAACCUUCCUGGCCAUCAUCAUCUGCAGGAAACGGCAAGGCUACACUUUACCACACUACCCAUCGCUGCUACACUGUGGCUACAGCAAAGCCUUCCAGGACUCUGAUGAGGAGAAGAUGCAUUACCAGAACGGUCACGUGUCAUUCCCCGACGCAAGGUUCUAUAUCGACCCGCACACAUACGAGGACCCCUGCCAGGCGGUCCACGAGUUUGCCCGAGAAAUUGAAGCUUCCAGGAUCAAAAUAGAGAAAAUCAUUGGUUCAGGGGAGUUUGGGGAGGUGUGUUAUGGACGUAUGAGACUCCCGGGUAAAAGAGACAUCCCAGUGGCCCUGAAGACCCUGAAGGCAGGCUACACAGAGAAACAGAAGAGGGACUUCCUGGCUGAGGCGUCCAUCAUGGCCCAGUUCGACCACCCCAACGUCAUCCGCCUGGAGGGAGUGGUAACCCAGAGCAAACCGGCGAUGAUCAUCACAGAGUACAUGGAGAACGGCUCUCUGGACUCCUUCCUCAGGAGACACGAUGGCCAGUUCACCAUCAUCCAGCUGGUCGGGCUGCUGCGCGGCAUUGCGGCCGGCAUGACCUACCUGUCUGACCUGGGCUACAUCCACAGAGACCUGGCUGCCCGCAACAUCUUGGUGAACAGCAACCUGGUGUGUAAGGUGUCUGACUUCGGCCUGUCCCGAGUACUGGAGGAUGACCCCGACGCCGCAUACACCACCAGUGUGAGUUUUCACAUUGAGGGCGGGAAAAUUCCAAUCCGCUGGACAGCCCCAGAGGCUAUUGCCUACAGGAAGUUCUCCUCAUCCAGUGACGUGUGGAGCUACGGAGUGGUCAUGUGGGAGGUGACGUCCUACGGAGAGCGACCAUACUGGAACCUCACCAACAGAGAUGUGAUCAAAUCUGUGGAAGAGGGCUACAGGCUGCCUGCUCCUAUGGGCUGCCCUGGUCCUCUACACACACUCAUGCUGGACUGCUGGCAGAAGGAUCGCAACGAGAGGCCACGCUUUUGCCAGAUAGUCACUGUUCUUGACAAGCUCAUCCGCAACCCAGAGAACCUGAAGUCAAUGGACACACUCUGCAGUUUAAACAGUCCUUCUCUGAUGGAGAGAGCUAUCCCCGACUUCAGUAGCUGUAACUCAGUAAACGAGUGGCUGGACACCAUAAAGAUGGGUCGCUACAAGGACCACUUUGCAGCAGGGGGGUACCAAACUCUGGGACACGUCAUAAGCAUGAACCAAGGGGACAUCCAGAGGCUCGGAGUGACACUGAUGGGCCACCAGAAGAAGAUCAUGACCAGUGUCCAGCUGAUGAGGGUACAGGUCCUCAACAAGAGUGUACCAUCUGUGCAUGUAUAACUCCAACACUGAGGUUUCUCUCUGCUGAAAUCUAGAAACCCAGGCUUCUGUAAGGUCUAGAGGGACUCCGUGGAAUUCAAGAUGAUCUGAUAAGCGAUACGUGGGAACUUUACAAGACUUUUUCCCGAAGAGAUUGAAGAACAAAAUGUGAACGGUUUUAACUACAGAGCAAGUAAACAUGGGACUUCUUUGGGACAAGUCCGACCUUUCAUUUUUUUUCCUAUCUGAUUGCAUUUUCUGAGUUUAAACGUCUUGUUUAUAAAUGGAAAGACUGCCUUAAUUACCACAAAUUGUUUUAAUUGUAUUGUCUAUAAAGAGAAGAUAAUUUAUCAAUCAUGAAUUUAUCAGAGAAAUAUGAUUUACUGAACCGGGCAAUAGUAAGAGUACAUGGAGUGAUGUAGAGGGUGGGGAUGGGGGGGGUGUUUUCUGAUGAUACUUGCUGCCUCUACUUCAGUACCAGCUUGAGGAGAACGUGGCACAGAAGGAGGCUCGAGCCAGAAAAAGUGGAGAAAAGUGAGAUAGUGCUCACCCAAGUUGCCAGAUCGUCUCCACAGCGGAGAAGACCUAUUUCACCCCAGGCUAUUAAUACCAACAACAGGCACAUUUCUCCGCCGUCUAACCUUGAUGAAUGAACCCAGGAGAGCCCUGGAGCCCUCUGUCCAGUUUAAAGCUGUGUGGCGCACAACUACUGUACUUGGAAGAUGUGUAUGAUUCAGUUACGGUGCACUUUAUUCUACAAUCUCUCUGUGAUGUGGAGGCUUUGCAGUUGUGUCACAAAUCUCCUCUCAGCCACAACUGGAGUCACAAUGUUGGUCUGUUAAAGAAUUAGCUUGUUUGAAAAUAUUACAUGAAUAAUGACUAACUAUACAGUAUAAAACCCAAGAAGAAAAAGAUCUAUCUAACAUUUAGUAGUGUAUGAAGUUGUUCGCUCAUGAGAUUUGUUUCCAAACUUUCUUCACUGUGACAGUAAACUGAAGAGAAAAUAUAUUUAAAUUACAUGCAAUAAGUUUAAAUAUGCAUACAACAUAAUGGCCAUUUCAAAAACUUUGAUAAAUACUGCAUGAUGCAUUUUCAGUAUAUUUCGGGAUUUCUUCUUAUACCUCUUAUUUCAAUUACUGAAUUUUAUCCAAAUGCAUUGCUAUUUAAAAUAAAUUUCCAAUUAGAUUUAAAUCAAUAGCAAAUGUUUUUCAAAUUCACUUCAAGUAUUGCAAAUCUAUUUCAGUUUUGAGUGUGAAAGUUCAUUCUUGACCUGGUAAGAGACCCUUGAAAAAUGACCCCAUAUUUACGUUUUAUUGUUAAGCCGUGUCCUCUAGUGGAAGUAGUAAUUAUGAUGGGAGCAAAGCAGGAAAUCAUUUACCAAGGUACUAAGACCAAAAAAGUCUGUUUAGGUUGGAUGGAUGGGUCAAACAAACACAUGACUUUCACCCAGGAGACUGGUGUUUAAAAUAAAAGUAAACGGCGAGUAAUUUUAACUUUACGUAGCAAAUGGAAGUACGUCACCUUCUAUGUCACGUCACGUCAUGAUACAUCAUGUCACGAUUUAGACUUUAAAUUGAAAAUUGAUCGAAAUGAGCCUUCUGAUCUCGACUUUCAAAAUCAGAAACAGGAUUGACGAUUCCCCCACUAUAUGUAAACAAACAUGACAGGUCUCCAUGGUGCAUUCAUGUGCACCUAGUUAAACUAUUGGUACGAACUGCGCCUCUAAAAGAAAUCAAUGAAAAACUCAAACUGUUGUUGCAAAGUAUCCUUCUGUCAUGUAGUGGCCUUUAUUGUGGCAUUGCCGUCCCUGUU
Sander lucioperca (pikeperch) is the source of this 5209-nucleotide messenger RNA. RefSeq names its product eph receptor A8 (gene epha8). Bases 317 to 3418 code for a protein of 1033 amino acids. The transcript has 20 exons. Lineage: Eukaryota; Metazoa; Chordata; Actinopteri; Perciformes; Percidae. Gene Ontology annotation, molecular function: ATP binding; transmembrane-ephrin receptor activity; protein binding. Gene Ontology annotation, cellular component: neuron projection; plasma membrane. Gene Ontology annotation, biological process: cell surface receptor protein tyrosine kinase signaling pathway; protein phosphorylation; axon guidance. The record is from RefSeq and is a predicted model, not a curated record.